UUCCCGCUCCAAUUCUAAAGUUCAAACACACUCUCCAAGCUCGACUAACUAAGCAGGAAGCUCGGACACAUGACCAAGAAGCUCACCUCCGCCAUGGCCGGGAAGCAGGAUUUUAUUCGCAAGGCGCAAUUCGACGAUCAGCGUGGAGGCGGCGAGAGCGCGGCGGCGGGGUUCGGGGGCAGGUUGGUCUCCCACGAGCAGGAGGACGCCAUCAUCGUCGCGGCGCUGCGGCACGUGGUGUCCGGGUACAGCACGCCGCCGCCGGAGGUCGUCACGGUGGCGGGCGGCGAGGCGUGCGGGGUCUGCAGCAUCGACGGGUGCCUCGGGUGCGACUUCUUCGCGGCGCCGGAGCUGGCACAGGGAGCGAGCCGUGGCACGGCAGGGCAGAUGGCGGCGGAGGCGGGAGGGGAGCGGCAGAUGAGGCCACGGCGGCGGCGAAAGAAGAACAUGUACCGCGGCGUGCGGCAGCGGCCGUGGGGCAAGUGGGCGGCGGAGAUCCGCGACCCGCGUCGCGCGGCGCGCGUGUGGCUGGGCACGUUCGACACCGCCGAGGAGGCCGCCAGGGCCUACGACUGCGCGGCGCUCGAGUUCCGCGGCCCGCGCGCCAGGCUCAACUUCCCGGGCCAUGGCGACGCCGCCACCGCGGCGGCGGGGACCGCGACGAGGACGCCGUCGCCGUGCAGCGCGGACGCUGCGGAGACGACGGCGGCGACGCCGGGGGAGUGGCGGAUGGGCGGCGCGGACGGAGCGGGAGACGAGCUGGUGUGGGACGGCCUGCAGGACCUGAUGAACAUGGACGAGGCGGACCUGUGGUUCGCGCCAUUUGCUGGCACUGCUGCGUCCAGUUUCUGAGAGCUCAUCCUGUACUGUCAGUUGUGUACACAAAAGUAGUGCGGUUGUUACUACUACUGAUUAGGUCUCAGGUAGGCUAACUGGGAGUGGCAUUCUUUCGUUGUGCAUUGAACAUAGCUAGCCGGUCCGUCAAAAUUGGAUUGAUUUGUAGAUUGACAUUCUUGAAUUGUGUAUAUUGAUUGGUGGAUGGAGAAUUCUUUUUCAAUGGAUUUCUGAGGAAACUGUUUGAUAGAA
This is a messenger RNA of Setaria italica (foxtail millet), 1086 nucleotides long. RefSeq names its product ethylene-responsive transcription factor ERF109. Gene Ontology annotation, molecular function: DNA binding; DNA-binding transcription factor activity. Bases 70 to 852 code for a protein of 260 amino acids. The record is from RefSeq and is a predicted model, not a curated record. Gene Ontology annotation, biological process: ethylene-activated signaling pathway; regulation of DNA-templated transcription. The transcript has a single exon. Lineage: Eukaryota; Viridiplantae; Streptophyta; Magnoliopsida; Poales; Poaceae.